AUGUGCGAUUAUUUUGGUGAAAAUCCGUUGAAUGACGAUGCACAGUUUAGGCGUCGGUUUCGUAUGAGCCGUCGUCUUUUCAUAAGAACUUCUGAUGAUCUUACGGCCCAAUAUCCAUUUUUCACUCAAAGAGAAAGUGCUAAUCGCAAAAUUGGUUUAUCUGAAAUACAAAAGUGUACUGCCACAAUUCGGCAACUUGCGUACGGGACAACGAGUGAUCCGUGGGAUGAAUAUUUAAGGAUGUCGGCUAGAAGUUGUCGUGACUGUCUUGAAAAUUUCUUUGAAUGUGUUGACUUUCUUUACGGGAGACGAUAUUUGAGGAUGCCGACUGCUAUCGACGUUCCACUUUUAUACGAGGCCCAUCAGCGGAUACACGGGUUUCCCGGGAUGUUGGGUAGUCUUGAUUGCACGCACUAG
Molecule: messenger RNA, 417 nt
Organism: Helianthus annuus (common sunflower)
Lineage: Eukaryota; Viridiplantae; Streptophyta; Magnoliopsida; Asterales; Asteraceae
Exons: 2
Coding region: 1-417 (138 amino acids)
Source: RefSeq, a predicted model, not a curated record